Chenopodium quinoa (quinoa) is the source of this 1191-nucleotide messenger RNA. RefSeq lists its product as uncharacterized. Bases 1 to 1191 code for a protein of 396 amino acids. NCBI's taxonomy places the organism in Eukaryota, Viridiplantae, Streptophyta, Magnoliopsida, Caryophyllales, Amaranthaceae. The transcript has 2 exons. The record is from RefSeq and is a predicted model, not a curated record.
AUGAAGUUGAACGGUGUUACAGAUGAUGCAAUCAGACUACGCCUUUUCCCCUUCUCACUUCGAGACAGGGCAAAUGAGUGGUUAAGAGAUGAAGGCAUUGGCUCGUUCGAUACUUGGGACAAGUUAGUGAAGGCCUUCCUAGUGAAGUUUUUAGGAAAUGAGAAGACUGCAAGAUUGAGGAAUGAGCUACAAACUUUUAAGCAGUCAGAUGAUGAGUCUCUCUACAAGGCUUGGAGGAGAUUUAAAAGAUUGCAGAGACAAUGCCCUCACCAUGGCAUUCCAGAUUGGAUUUUGAUGCAGACCUUUUACAAUGGUAUGACUCAUGAGUUCCGUAUUUACAUAGAUGCUGCGUCAGGAGGUUCUCUCUUGACAAAGAACCCCACUGAAGCUAGAGAGCUCAUAGAGAAGAUGGCGGCUAAUGAUAACUAUCAUCCUGGAGGCCGAAACACUGUGAAAAAGGGAGGUAAACUUGAUGUUGAUGCUUUAACUAUGCUAACUAGUUCUGUACAGGCACUAACAAAUUUCCCACAGAUUUCGCAAAAUACGGAAGAAAUGUCAAUCGAGCAAGCCAAUGCUUUCUACUCCUCUAACCCAAAGAGGCCUUAUGACCCUUAUUCCAACACCUACAAUGAAGGAUGGAAACACCAUCCCAACUUUUCCUACAAAAACUCCCAAGCGCAACAAAACCCUCCACCACCACCUCAACCCAAUACCUACAACCAACCACCACCAGGCUUCCAACAGAAACCACCCAAUGCCCAACAACCUAUGCAACCACAACCUCAGAAAUCAAGCCUAGAGGUGACCUUAGAGAGCUUUAUAACCACAACAAACAGUGCCGUCCAACAUCAAAAUAGCUCUAUCCAACAGUUGCAGGCCCAAAGUAAACUUAUGGAGGAUCAGAUAAGCCAAUUGGCCAACCAAUUUAACCAAGCUUUAAAGACUCCAGGAACCUUCCCGGGCCAGACAGAACAACCUCAAAGAGCCCAAAUGAAUUUUGUAGCCCUGAGGAGUGGAAGGCAGUUGGACGAUCCUCCUACCAUGGAGCCAUCAAGGGAGGUCAAUGAAGAAGCAGAGGCAAGUGAGAAGGAAGUAGAAGAUGCUAGGGUUGAGGAGGCAUCAAAGGAACCACCACCAAAGCCACUUGCUCCAUAUGUGCCCAAGAUUCCUUUUCCUCAAAGGUUAGCAUAA